Molecule: messenger RNA, 844 nt
Organism: Aspergillus welwitschiae
Lineage: Eukaryota; Fungi; Ascomycota; Eurotiomycetes; Eurotiales; Aspergillaceae
Product: RNA recognition motif domain-containing protein
Exons: 3
Coding region: 274-765 (163 amino acids)
Biological process (GO): positive regulation of mRNA splicing, via spliceosome
Cellular component (GO): spliceosomal complex
Molecular function (GO): RNA binding
Source: RefSeq, a predicted model, not a curated record
AUCAUCACCACCGAUUUCCAUCUCCUCCUCCAUCCAUCCUUUUUGCCUUCCUUCCUUAUCCCCUUUCUUCUCCUCUUCUUUCUAAUCUCUCGGACAUCAGAGCCAUCUUAGCUUCCUGGCUUUCUGAUAUCCGCGUCGGAUAGCUAUCGGGUUCGGUUGUUGAAUUUUUCUGCCUCUCACCAGCACUUUCCUCGGUCUGCGUCGCGCGCGCGCCUUCCCAUCCCUUUCCAACACACUUAGCUUUCUCAUUUCGUCUUUUCGGUUUCCGUCAUUAUGGCUACAGAGUACGAUAACGAGAACGGUCGCUACGACGACGAGCCCCGUUUCGCUCGCGACCGCAGCGCAUCUCCUCGCGAUGAGCCUCGUGCUGAUCGCACCCGUAGCCGUUCUCCCAACGGUCGCGUCGAUGACCGCGCCCCCAUUGAUCCCCGCAAGUCUCUCGAUGACGAAGAGGGUGCUAUCAACACUGGAUCCAACCUGUUCGUCACUGGUAUCCACCCCCGUCUGACCGAGUCGGAUAUUUCGCGUCUGUUCGAGAAGUACGGUGAUGUCGAAAACUGCUCGAUCAUGGUCGACCCCCACACCAAGGAGUCUCGUGGAUUCGGCUUCGUCAAGAUGGUCACUGCCGAGCAGGCCGAUGCCGCUAAGGAGGGUCUCCAGGGCGAGGUCAUCGAAGGUCGCACCCUGAGCAUCGAGAAGGCUCGUCGUAGCCGUCCCAGAACCCCGACCCCCGGAAAGUACUUCGGUCCUCCCAAGCGUGGUUAGUUAUCCAGACUCCCUCUGUAUAUUGAUAUGUGGCUUACGCAUGUCCAAUCUCGUCAGAUUUCCGUGGAGGUCACCGUGG